UCCUCUUCCUCCUCCUCCUCCUCUUCCUCCUCCUCCUCUUCUUCUGGUCAUACUUAUUAUCUAGGCCAUCGCCAGCCUCCCCACGCUCAAUAUUUUAUUCCUCAUCUGAUUCUUCCAACUGACUACUCUUGUCAUUCAGUGAUCCAGAAGAGAGGUCAAGCGAGGUUAUUCACAAUAGACGUCAUCGCCGCUGAGACACUAUCGCCUCCAAUCAGUUCCCACCAACGCAUCUAUUAAGAGUCUUCCCCGCGCUCUCUGGAGGGCCAGGCAAGACAAUAAAACUGGUUCUACAAAAGUUCAUUUGAAACCUUUCCCCAGGUUGUGUCUUUGCCCGCGUCAACACCCAGUCUCUGGAACACCCGCGACUCUCCGGCAUCGCCGCCCCUCGCUCUUUCCUCGCCGAAAGUUUGCACGUAGCUGGAAUACGCCGUGUUUAAAACUUCUCCGGUCGAACCUUCCCUCUCUCUCUCUUACGCAGCAAACAACUCGCCGUCGAGCGAUAAACUUGGGACUAGUCGUUCAACGACUCGAGGUCAUAUAUAUUCGAACAUAAACCCCCCAUGCUUGUUACGAAUUAAACAAUCUUCUCGACAAACCUCGUCGAUUAGAAUCAACAACUUCCUAUAAGCCCCCCUUCGCCCUUUUGAUAUUGCCCAUAUCAACCGUACGAAUGCCUUACACACCCCCCAGCCAGCGGUCACCCGCGUCCUCUGGCCCAUCUUCUCCCGCUAGCAGUCGGAGAGGUUCUUUUUUACCGGGCCAGCCGGUUCCUUCAUCACCUGUCUCCCAGAGACUGGAAUUACCGCGAUCGGCAUCUUACCUAACCCGUCACCGCCGGACACCUUCAGUCAAGUCAGCUUCAUUCGUGGCCAAAGAUGGCGCCGACACUAGACUUCCUAUAACUGACCGAGAGAGGAGCAGCUUGCAGCACAACGUCAACCUCCGCAAGUCUCCGCCUCCAGUGACUGACGAGUCUAAGUUGCCAUCUGGGGUUAUUCUCUCGCCGCCCGAGUCUGCACAGAACUCCAGUGACGACGAGGACUCGGGAAAGCCGAGAGGAAGGCAAAUCGAAAAGCUUUCCGAACUUCAGGCCGCGAUCAGGAACAUUGCGCAACAUCGAGCCAGCUCACCAAGUGACGACGAUACGGAGGCCAACCAUGCGGGUAAAUCCCUGAGCCUCAUCAUGCCGCCACAACCAGAUAACUUGGAAGUUGCAAAUGGAAAUCCGGGGCAGAAGCUCUCACCAUCGGCUAUCAAGAUCUCCCAUUCCCGCUCUAGCACAGAUACCUCUUUAUACCUAAACGAGAUGAGGCACCAACAGCAGGCCGACACACCCAUCACCGAGACCGACGAUGAUGAUACUGAUGAUAGCGAAGGCAGCCAGUAUCGGAAACCUCCAAUGGUUCGCAAGAAGUCUGGUGAGCUCGUUCGCCCUGCACUUCGACCAUCCUCGAGACGGAGGCCUUCUAGCAUGCCCGGCACACCGACGUUCUCCAAAGCCGUUCAUUUCGACUCUCAUCUCGAACACAUCCGCCAUUUCCUACAGAUUGACCGACCUCUGGCCGUUAGUGCUGGAUCGUCGCCUGUCGAAGCUUACGCCAGCGACUCCGAGUUUCCAUUUAGUGAUGAGGAGGGCCAAGACCGUCUCCCAUUCGAGUGGGAGAUCACAUUGGCCAAUUUCCCCGCAGAGACAUACGAUAGAUUACAGCUCCCUGUCCGCGUGGAAAGGUUCUACCUAUCGAGUGAUAACAAGAUGCUGAUCGGUUCAGUUGCUGUUGCCAAUCUAGCAUUCAACAAGAGCGUCGUCGCUCGUUUCACUCUCGACUAUUGGAAGACAACCUCCGAAGUCCUCGCCGAAUAUACCAACGACGUGCGCCGGAAACUCCAGAAUGACGGGUAUGAUCGGUUCAACUUCACAAUUAAGCUCGCCGACCUGGCCAACUUGGAGGCAAAGACAAUGUUCUUCUGCGUCAAGUAUUGCGUCAGCGGCGUGGAAUAUUGGGACAACAACAACAAUACCAACUUCCAAGUUGACUUCAGGAAGAAGAUGAAGUCGAUGAACAGCAAGAAGGUUACGCAAGGCUCAUCUUCCCGACAAACUACCGGUCUUCCCAGAAGUGGCAAUAGACCGUCGAGUCGACGAACUCCAACUACCUUUGAGGAUGAUUUUGCAGAUGGAUUUGAUAACCCUGCUACGAAGUACCGAUUCCCCUCUUCAACACAGUCCAAUAACUUUGGAGGCGGGAAUGGAAGGUUAAAGGGGGUACGGUCUGAAGUUACUUUGAGCACGGAUAGUCUAGCGAAGAAGGCUCCAAGCCCAAUUGGCCAGGCAUUCUCCAACCGCUAUGAUUUUGGCGUGUCGAUAUCAGCUGCUAUCCAGGCUGCUAAUAGAGGGGACCGCCCUGAAAUUCGUCGAAAGCCAACGCAGCAUAGGCAGCCUUUGAAGUCUCUCGCAUCCCCUGUUGCCAAGCCAACCGCUGAGCUGGCAUCAUCCCGACCCACUGGCGCUCCUCUGGGCCAUCACACUGGAUCUAACUCUCUCAGACCUAACGGAGCUGAGCAGCCUCCGUUGGCCUCCCAAUCCUACAACGAACUCCUCGACAAGUAUUGCUUUUUUGGAUCUGCGAAGAACUCCCCGCCAUUGAAGGAUGGGACUUUAAAUUCGCGUCCUGCCCAGUAUGAUGGAACCAAUGAUAGCAACACUGGCUAUGUGGUCGAGUCUGAAUCUUCUUCCCCAGACAAUAGUUCGCCUCUCAUGAUGCAAAUGGUGCAGCGGCCUGCUAUGGCGAGUAGGAGCGGAUCGGGGACCAUUCAACGCUCUGUUUCCCCAGCCCCUAUGACUGGUUUUGUCACGGGUACGUCUCGGAUGUAUCCCUAUGACGCCCACAACGCCUCUGUAUUCAACGAAGCCCAUACACCGACAGCAAUCCGAGGAUAAUCGAUCAACGAAGAUAGUUAAGUUGGACUGACCAAUUGCAAAUGAUCUUGGGCAGUUGUAACCGGCGGUACCAGCGUGCUAUCUACGUUCGAUGAUCCGAAUUCGAGGGACCUCUUCACUGAUGGUACUUCGACGCCGUUCUUUCUGGAACAACUAAAUAGUAACUCGGGACUCGUGUCCCACAAACCCGCAACUCAUUCACGGGCUACGGCAGGCAUUUCGUAUGGGAGACGCACUUCCUGCUUUUGAUGCACUUGCGCGCUUCUUGCAUGUUUUUUGAACCAACAUCCCGCACUCUCUCCACCGCACCUCCGACCCUGCGACAGCAGCAGACGGGUUUCGUCCUGAAACCAAAAAUGAAACUUGUGUGCGGAUUUUUGAAAUCUUUACUCACCCUUCACAUACCGGGCACCAACCGGCAUAUCGGCAUAGCAUGAACUUGCUGUUUGAAUCUUCUUUUUUCAAAUUUUCUUGUUUGGGUUGGUCACAAAUCACAUCUUGAGAGCGAGGCGCUAGCGGUUUUUUCCAAAGUGCGCAAAUUUGGCAUCAUGGUUUUUAUGGGCGGGAAAUCGUCGGUUUUCGAGCAUUUUUUGGGAAUGGGAAUAUUUUUGCUUUUUUCUGCUUUUUUGCAGCGGCGUUUUGUCACAGGCGUUUUUUUCUGUGCUCGGGCAUGGAACUUGGGAGGAAGCGCUUCUUACUUUUUGUUUUGGGAUCCUAAAAGCAUGGUGGCUUGUAACGGCGGUUGUUUUUUGUUGCACAGGGGGGGGACUCUCUCGGCUCAGCUGGCUGGUGUGGUGGGGGAUGUUUGGCAAACUGGCUGGGGUAAUGAAAAUUGCGGGGACUGUGAAUAGGUAACGACUACAGGAUGCCCGAACAGGGCGG
This is a messenger RNA of Pseudogymnoascus destructans, 3820 nucleotides long. RefSeq lists its product as uncharacterized. Bases 671 to 2938 code for a protein of 755 amino acids. NCBI's taxonomy places the organism in Eukaryota, Fungi, Ascomycota, Leotiomycetes, Thelebolales, Thelebolaceae. Gene Ontology annotation, molecular function: protein phosphatase 1 binding; glycogen binding. The record is from RefSeq and is a predicted model, not a curated record. The transcript is spliced from 3 exons. Gene Ontology annotation, biological process: regulation of glycogen biosynthetic process. Gene Ontology annotation, cellular component: protein phosphatase type 1 complex.